Molecule: messenger RNA, 3072 nt
Organism: Melospiza melodia melodia
Lineage: Eukaryota; Metazoa; Chordata; Aves; Passeriformes; Passerellidae
Gene: ANKDD1B
Product: ankyrin repeat and death domain containing 1B
Exons: 15
Coding region: 53-1714 (553 amino acids)
Biological process (GO): signal transduction
Molecular function (GO): protein binding
Source: RefSeq, a predicted model, not a curated record
UCGGCCUGGGGCCCUUCCCUUGGCUGAGGAGGAAGAGGAGCUCCGGGCAGCAAUGAAGGGCCUGAGCCGCCUGCUCCGCGCCGGGGAGGAUGCCGCGCUGGGAGCCGUGGCGGCGAGCCAUGAGGGCCUACUGCCAGAUGAGAGAGAAUUUCAACAUGCUGCUAAAAUGAACAAUUUGGAUACCAUGGAAAAGCUGUUUAAAAAGAAUGUUAACAUAAAUGCUGUAGAUACUGUACAUUUGGUAACAACCAGAGAAUUCCAAAAUCCUGAACACCUGCACAGGGAAAGAACUGUAUUGCAGACCUGGCAAACAAAGCCUUCCUUAUUCCAGCUGAAGCGCACAGCGCUCCAUUUUGCUGUUGCGGGAGGCCAUGUGUCUGUGGUGGACUUUCUUCUUCAUCACAAAGCUAGACUUGACAUGGCAGAUCAGCACGGCCUGACAGUGAUUCAUCUUGCAGCCUGGACUGGAAAUCUGGAUAUAAUGCGAAAAUUAGUUAAAGCAGGUGCUGAUCAAAAGGCUAAGAAUGAGGAAGGAAUGAACGUACUGCAUUUUGCAGCUCAGAGCAACAGCAUUAAAAUAGUUGAUUAUUUCCUCCAGGAUCUUCAUCUGAAUGACUUGAACAGACCUGAUGGGAAAGGUAAAAAGCCAUUUCUUCUGGCCUCUGAAAAAGGCCAUGUUGACAUGAUAAAAAAAUUGAUUGCUCUGAAGCUAUUUACAUCUGAAAAAGAUGAGGAGGGAAACACAGCAUUGCAUUUAGCAGCCAAAAAUGGUCACAGUGAAGUUGUAGAAAUUCUGCUUGAAAAAUGGGAGGAAAUAAAUGACCUCAAUCAGAAUGGAGAAACUGCAUUUUACUUGGCUGUUGAGGGAGGUCAUGAAAAAUGUGCUGAACUCUUACUGGAGGCAGGGAGUGACAUCAAUGUUUUAACUCAGAACAAUAGCAGUGCUUUGCAGGUUGCAAUUCAGAAUGGACAUCUAUCCUUGGUUACUUUUCUUAUUGAUAAGAAUAUUGACCUGGUUCCUAAACCUGAGCAGAAGAAUUCCCCUCUCCAUUUAGCAGUCCUCAGUAAUAAUCUACUGGUAGUAAAAAGCCUUUUGGAUGCCAAUCACGACAUAAACUCCUUAAAUCACAGGCAGGAAACCCCUCUACAUCUGGCAGCUGAUCUUGGCAAUGUGGAGUUGGUGGAAGUGCUGCUGAAGUCAGGCUGCAAUCUCAAGACCAUGGAUAAGCAUGGGAAAACUGCACUAGCCACAGCAUCAAGGAGCCAUCAUGCCCUCAUUGUAGAUAUGAUCAUUAAAGCAGAAAGGUAUUUUGCCAUGAAACAGACACAUCUAGCUCAUAGUGGUAAUGGGUCAGACUUCAGCGUGUCCUUCAAACAAGAUCACAGCACACAGACCAAGCAAAUCCGCUCCUCCCUUUGGAAUCUAGCAUACAACCAGUUAAAGCCCCAUGAAUGGAAAAAACUGACUGUGUUCUGGAAGUUCACAGAUGAACAAAUUAAAGCCAUUGAAGAACAAUGGACAGGGAAAAAAAGUUACAAGGAACAUGGGAACAGAGUGUUGCUCAUCUGGUUACACGGUACAUUGCUGGCUCAUCAGAAUCCUGUUAAACGUCUGUAUGAAGAUCUGGUGAAAGCAGGACUUCAGCCUUUAGCUGAGAAGAUCAGAGCUUCAGUUAGCAUUGGCAUGGACUCCAGAAAAUGUAUCAUUUCAUGAGUUCAUCAACAAAACAUGGCAUAUAUGAUGGAAUUACAUGCCAGAAGGAAAGUGGCUUUCAAAUAUCCUUUAGGGAAACAAAAAACAUAUUUUGAAGUUGCACAAAUUUUUCCACUCUAGAAGAACUUGCACUCCUGAAGUUGUUACUUUUUUCUCAAAUGCUUGCUAAAUAGAAAUAUAAAACAUUUAAGAAUGAAUGGCUGACUGGUAGCUUAUAAUUGCUAAGCAAGAUUCACCACUUACAAUUUCUACGUCUGACCUAACACUGAUAAAGUAAUUCUGUACUGGAAAUGCAAAUUAAACUACUUUGUGUUUGAUGUGAAAUGUAAAUAAGAGGUUUUCUACAUGAAAAAAAUUAAAUUUAGUAAGUGAAAGUUAUGUGUAUAAAUCAAUUAACACUGGCAAAUAACUUGACAUCUGGCCUCAUUUGGGAUUCAGGUUUUUAUAAAUUCUUGCUAGGAUUAUGAAAAAUCUUUCUACUAUGGCGUUUGAUUUAUGUAGUGAAGAAACACAAAAAUGUUAUGUGUAAACACCACAUGUGGCUGCAGAAUUUUCUAUCAUGGCAUAACACUGCAUACAUACCCUCAAAAGAGCAUUUGAUACUUAAUACUUCACACAUCUAGCAAUUAUUUACUUAUUUCUUGUUUAUAUCUUGAAUUACUACUUGCUGACUGUGUUUAACGGUUUUCUUAUUACUGAAUACAUUUAAUAUCUGAAAAACUAUGUAAAUGUCUGUUUUAGUGAUCUUCUUUAUAACAUAGCAAUAGUUUUAUCAGGUAAUGGAGGAAUUGAAUUGCCUUUUCUGUUUGCACAUGGCUAGCAUUAUUUUGUGCUGAAUUCUACUGUUUGUACUAAAAAAGUGAUCUGAUCUUAGCCUGAAGUCUUAUUCCAAACUGUCCUCCUGUUUGCAAUCUUCUUUGACUCUGCUGCAGAGUGUCCCAGGAAUAUGAAGAACAGACCAGUAAAUCAUAAAGUUCUGGAAUUAGGGACCUAAAGUACAGAUGCUUGGAUUCAUCAAGUUCUGCAACAUUAGCUUGCAAAAUGAAAAUGUUUAAGAAUUUGAUGGACUGUAGCUCACCUAGCCUAAACUGCACCCUGGCUGUGGAGGACGCUACCCUGCUGUUCUCCAUUUACAUACACUGUUGCAGGAUAUAAUUAAAGUGCAGGUCAGCUAUACUUACAUGCAUAAGCAAGUAAAAGUGUUUGUAAGAAAAAAAAAAUCAUUUUCUCUUGAACAAAGAUGUUAGUAUCAUUGGGAUUAAACAAGAGAUUCAGACAAAAAUGACAUUGUAUCCUUUAUUUAAAAAGUGUGCUAAAGAUUUCUUAAAUAAAAAGUGUUUUUCUUGAUAAUAAAAAGU